This is a messenger RNA of Capsella rubella, 1624 nucleotides long. RefSeq names its product cyclic dof factor 5. Lineage: Eukaryota; Viridiplantae; Streptophyta; Magnoliopsida; Brassicales; Brassicaceae. The transcript has 2 exons. The coding region runs from base 135 to 1352 and encodes 405 amino acids. Gene Ontology annotation, biological process: regulation of DNA-templated transcription. The record is from RefSeq and is a predicted model, not a curated record. Gene Ontology annotation, molecular function: DNA binding; DNA-binding transcription factor activity.
AUUAAUACCCAACCUCCCUCUAGCCCCCUUUGUAUUCUCUUCUUCAUGCUCCGAUCUUUAAAGAAAUAAAAAUUCAGAGGAAAAAGAUUUAGACACCUUCAUAUAAUUUCUAGAAGUUUCUUCGUAAUUUAAGUAUGUCUAAAUCUAGAGAUACGGAGAUAAAGUUGUUUGGGAGGACAAUCACAUCUCUCUUGGAUGUGAAGAAUCAUUAUGAUCCGUCGUCGUUGUCCCCUGUUCACGAUGUUUCUUCCGAUCAAAGCAAGGAGGGUUCUUCUUCUUCUUCUUCCUCAUCUUCUUGUUCUCCAACAAUUGGACCAAACAGCAGGGUUCCGGCUAAUAAAAAUGAGAAAGAGAAUAACAGAUUCAAAGAUCCUUACAUAUUAUCCGAUCUAAACGAACCGCUAAAAGCAGUAUCUGAGAUCUCAUCAUCACCAAGAAGCUCCAAGAACAACAACUGUGAUCAACAGAGCGAGAUCACAACUACAACAACUACAAGUACUACAUCAGGAGAGAAAUCAACGGCUCUCAAGAAACCGGACAAGCUUCUUCCAUGUCCUAGAUGCGAAAGCGGAAACACCAAGUUCUGUUACUACAACAACUACAACGUGAACCAGCCACGUUACUUCUGCAGGAACUGUCAGAGGUAUUGGACAGCUGGUGGAUCCAUGAGGAACGUUCCCGUCGGCUCAGGACGCCGCAAGAACAAAGGAUGGGGUUCUUCAAACCAUUACUUGCAAGUCACUUCUGAGGAUUGUGAAAACAAUCACUCGGGAACGAUCCUUAGUUUCGGGUCUUCGGAGUCUUCGGUUACAGAGACUGGUAAGCAUCAGUCAGGAGAUACAACAAAGAUAAACACUGGUUCAGUUUCUCAAGAGCACAAAAACUACCAAGGGUUUCUUCCUCCGCAAGUAAUGCCACCUAAUAAUACUUCUCCUUGGCCGUACCAGUGGAGUCCAACGGGUCCUAAUGCUAGUUUCUACCCAAUUCCCUUAUACUGGGGCUGCACGGUUCCGAUAUGUCCUACCUCAGAGACCUCACCAUGUUUAGGAAAACGGUCAAGGGAUCAUCAAACUGAGGGAGGAAUCAAUAAUACUACAACAACAACUUCUACAAGAGCAAGAUUGGUUACAGAAUCACUUAGAACGAAUAGCGAAGCUACCAAGAGCUCGGUGUGGUCUAAGUUACCAACAAAACCCGAGAAGAAAACACAAGGAUUCAGUUUGUUCAAUGGAUUUGACACAAAGGGUAACAGCAACACAAGAAACCUGGUCCCUGAAACUUCUCACAGUCUACAAGCAAACCCUGCAGCGAUGUCUAGAGCUAUGAACUUCAGGGAGAGCAUGCAACAUUAAUCAGAACAAUGAUAUAGCCAUACACUCAUGAACGUAACUGAGAAAGUUGAGUUUAGCUAAUUGUUACCUUGUGGAAGAAGGAAUCACUGUGUAGAUAUUUUGUUGUUUCGAACUAAGAGUAGAUAUAUAGUAUUUUACUGUUGUACACUAAGAGAAAUACUUUUUUUGCAGUUGUAGAUAUUUCUCUCCGUUGUGGUAUGAAGUUGCAACAUAUAUAAACCUUUUAGGUUUAAUAUCUACGUGAUCUAUCUGAAACUUACAAUUACAUUUUU